Molecule: messenger RNA, 1170 nt
Organism: Helobdella robusta
Lineage: Eukaryota; Metazoa; Annelida; Clitellata; Rhynchobdellida; Glossiphoniidae
Exons: 7
Coding region: 1-1170 (389 amino acids)
Cellular component (GO): postsynaptic membrane
Molecular function (GO): large conductance calcium-activated potassium channel activity
Source: RefSeq, a predicted model, not a curated record
AUGAACGCCAUCAGCCCGCAGAGUGUGGGCUUCUUCAUAUGCACCAGUGAGAAGCAGGUGAAAUCCGUGCUGCACUACUGCUUGAGAUGCCACUGCGCUGUGCCUGCCCACAUGAUCAAGCAAUGUCCAUGCUCUUCAGCUAAAGUUUCCUAUAAACUUCUAUUGAAAGCUGAGGAACAACAUGUUGGAAGAGAAGACCAAAUAAUGGCCUCAAUAGCCGAGGAAGUAAAUGACCGGACGACCAAUCGCAACAAUCCAUUAGAUGCGUCAGCUUCAAGCAAUCUCAACACAGCCGCCAAUGAGUCUCCAGCCGAUAUCAUUUCGAAAUCAUCACCGGCAUAUUCUCCACCGUUUGCUAUGCCUAAUGAACGUAAUGGCAAUAAUUCAAGGACAGCACAAACAACGUCUUCAGAAAUAACUCCAGCUGGAUCGAGAUCUCAGUUGCAAGAGACAGCACUGCAGUCUCAGGGAUCAGCAAAUUUAGGAGAAUGUGAAAGUGAAGAUGUCGGAUUGUUCGAUGUUACCGGUUUAUUUUUCUGGUGUCCGUCCAAAAAGAUGGACGAUUGCUUGCUGAGUCCUACACAGAAUCAAGAAGUGACAAGGAAACUUAGAAAUCAUAUAAUAUUGUGCUUAACUUAUCGAUCGCAGGGUUCUCUCCGAAAUUUUAUUCUACCAUUGAGAUCCAGCUCUCUUAUGAGUUCGCAGUUGCACACACUGGUCAUAGUAGCCGAAUCCAAGAAGUUCGUCGAACAAGAAUGGAACUCUAUAAAAAACUUCCCUAAAAUUUACGUUAAAAUUGGGUCUCCUCUCAACCGAGGCGUCUUAAGAAGCAUCUUCAUUGAGAAGUGCCACAUGUGCGUGGUGCAUUCCGUCCAAGCCAGCAAUUCAUCGGACUUGCCAAUCGCUGCAUCGUCUUCUGAAAAUAAAAAUUCGACAAUAUCUCAAGAUGAUAGCAAAGCACUGCUGAUAACGUUGAAUAUAAAAAACAUGACGUACAAGAAUGCCUUAUCCAAAUGUAACAGCGAUGCAUUUGACAUUCUUCACAAGCUAUUGUAUGCAAGAAAGGAAUCUUGUUUCAAGUUUGACACAGAUGUCAACAACAAUGCCAAUGCCAGUGCAGUUGUUUCUGGCUCCAACUCCAUUCCACUACUAACUGAACUGAGUAACUAA